This is a messenger RNA of Anolis sagrei ordinatus, 1241 nucleotides long. RefSeq names its product armadillo repeat-containing protein 12-like. Lineage: Eukaryota; Metazoa; Chordata; Lepidosauria; Squamata; Anolidae. The record is from RefSeq and is a predicted model, not a curated record. Gene Ontology annotation, cellular component: nucleus.
CAGGACAGUGUUUCAUUUCUGGAUGAUUGCUUCUAGGAGUUCCUGCUGAGUACUACCCAAUGCCAUCUGCACUAGUGAAUGUUCCUGGAGAUCUCAGGAAACUCCUGGAGGCCCUCAGCCAUGACCUUGAUGAUGAUUCCAAGAGAACAACACUUCAUAACAUCACUCAGUACAUCUAUCUGAAAGAAUCAGAGGCCAAUAUAUGUACCAACGAUGAUAUAAAACUGAUAGCAUCAUUCCUGGACGAUGAUGAUAAAGUCACCAAAACAGAGGCACUGAAUGCCCUCAAAGCUUUCACUAUAAUUUGGAGGUUUAAAAUCAAAAUCCAGGAAUAUGUCCCCAAAAUUGCUGAGUUGGUAACAAAUACUUGGGACACCAAUCUGCAGGUAGCAGGGUUGAGGCUACUGAAUGGACUGCAUAUACCAGACAGCACUCACCCAUUGAUGAGAAGACUGCUAUCAAAUUUCAUGGAUAUUCUGCUUAUGGCAAACACUUUGGCCAAGGUGCAAGUUCUCAAGUUUCUUAGCACAUUAGCCCAGGAAGAAGACCUUCUGUAUGACAUCAUGAAUAGUCAGGCACCCCCUGAAUUCCUGAGCCUUUUCCAGCCUUCUUUACCUGGGAACCUACUUUGCGAGUUGUUAAUCUUUGUGGAGCGGCUUAGUGCAGGGCGCUUGUCCCCCCAGUACCAGUCAGUGCAGUGGCACUACAAUGACAACUCUCUCCAUGAAGUCAUCUUUGGGGACAACUCUCGCCUCUCUGACCGGUUGCUGGCUCUCAUAAUUCAUCCAGAGGAAGAGGUGCAGACUGAAGCCUGCAAAGUAAUCCUCAGCCUCCGACUCAACAAGGAAGAGAGCCGGGUUCUCAGUGGACCCCCUUUUGGGGCCAACAUCAGUAUCGGCCCCUUGGAAUCAACAAGAAUUAGCCAGGCUGACAACUCCAGCCUCAGCAACCAUCCCCUUAACCCCAGCACCAACCCCUCUAAUGCCACGGGGAAUGAUGGCACCCAUGAUGAGAGUGGCCGCAACUUUUAUCCCCUUCAAACCAUGGAUGAGACUGACGAGAGCUUCUAUCCCCUUGAGAGAGCUGACCACAGCUUCCACCCCAGUCUCCACAGCAGCGGACGAGUGGUUGAGGACAACUCCAGGAGCAGCUUUCACCCAGUUGAUUGUUUGGACAACAGUGACAGCGGCAGCCUUUAAGGACUCAAUUUAUAGAGGAUGGGAAGAAACUAAUAAAGAAAU